Scheffersomyces coipomensis is the source of this 1368-nucleotide messenger RNA. RefSeq names its product Tos1p (gene TOS1). NCBI's taxonomy places the organism in Eukaryota, Fungi, Ascomycota, Pichiomycetes, Serinales, Debaryomycetaceae. The record is from RefSeq and is a predicted model, not a curated record. The transcript has a single exon. The coding region runs from base 1 to 1368 and encodes 455 amino acids. Gene Ontology annotation, cellular component: fungal-type cell wall.
AUGAAGUUCACCCAAUCUGUUUUCAUAUCUAUUCUUGCCGCAUUAACUUCCACUGUUAGUGCUGGUUGUACCCUCGAUGGUGGUAACUAUUACUGUUCUCAAACCAAUAAAAUCACUUAUCCUGGUCUUGGAUAUUCUGGUUCAUAUCAAGAUGUUACCGAUAUGAAUGAACAAACUGGAGUUUGUACUCAACAAUCUUUAGCAUUCUCUGGUAAUUUAUCUCCUUUAGAUGAAGAAUUAUCCAUUCAUUUCAGAGGUCCAAUCAAAUUAUUACAAUUUGGGGUUUAUUUACCAGCAGGUACAUCUAAUACUAAAAGAGAUGAACAAGCUGUAGCUGAUAUUGCUGAUGAAGAUUGUGAAACCAGACAUGUUCAUCAUCAACAUAAAAGAGCAACUGAAAUUUUAGAAGUUACUGAAACUGUUUAUGUUAAUAUUAAUGGUCAAACUGUUGAAUCUUCUACUACUGUUGCUACUUCUGUUGCAGCUCCACCCCCAAUUGUUAAUUCAGUUCCACCUCAAGAACCAGUUACCUCUACUCCAACCACAGCAGCUGCUCCUCCAACCACUUUAACUACCUCAUCCACUUCAUCAACUACAUCAACCUCAUCUACUUCAAAUACUUCUUCUCCACAAUCUUCCGCUGCUGCCGGUGAUUGGGAACAAGUUGCUUACUAUUCUCCAGGUAGUGCCAACAACCUUGUAUUCAUGAACUAUUACGGUGGUUCUGGUUCUGGUGUUUGGUCAUCAUCUUUUGGUAACUCCUUAUCAUACGCCAAUGCCGAUGCUUCAGGUGGUUCAUCAACCCCAGUUGCUUUAGGAAGUAACCUUGUGCCAUCCAAUAACGAAUAUGUUAUUUUUUCCGGUCAACAAUGUAGUGGUGAUGAUUGUGGAUACUAUAGAAGUGGUAUUCCAGCUUAUCAUGGUUUUGGUGGAGAUCAAAAGAUUUUUGUUUUUGAAUUUGAAAUGCCAACUGAUACUGGUGCAUCUGGUGGAUUAAACUUUGAUAUGCCAGCUGUUUGGUUAUUAAAUGCCAAAAUUCCAAGAACUUUACAAUAUGGUGCUGCCACUUGUUCAUGUUGGUUAACUGGUUGUGGUGAAUUAGAUUUAUUUGAAAUUUUAGAUUCAGGUGAUAACAGAUUAAUUUCUCAUUUACAUGAUGGUCAAGGUUCAAACGGUAGUGCUCAAGGUGGAGGUGGUUCUCAAGAUUAUUUCUCCAGACCAACUUCAGGUUCUUUAGCUGCUGCUGUUAUUUUCCAAGGUAAUUCUGUAUCUAUCCUUGAAGUUGCUAACUCAUUUGAUGCUGUCUUAUCUUCCGAAACUGUCCAAGGAUGGAUUAACCAAUCCGGUUCUGUUGCUACCAUUCAAUAA